Peronospora matthiolae is the source of this 651-nucleotide messenger RNA. Lineage: Eukaryota; Oomycota; Peronosporomycetes; Peronosporales; Peronosporaceae. The record is from the annotation of a GenBank genome assembly.
AUGUACGAAGAGAUUGACAGCCUGAAAUCCCUUUACGACCGUGCCGGGAAGACUUUCUCCGGCGGUCCUUCUGCGGCACAGGAUGUGCCGCGUCGUACUGCUCAACCAGACCCAGUAAGUCGAUCAUCAGUUGGGAGCGGGGCUCCCAAGAAUCCCAGGACGGGGGAUAGCCGCGCCACCGGACGAGAUAACUCGUCCGACGUCCGUUCACGUCGCGGUGGUUCAACAGCUGCUCAACUAGAUAGCGCUGGCCACCGCGAGAGUUCUCUAAUGGAGGUGGAGGAGGAGGAAAGACGCUCUCCACGCGAUCAUGUGGAUCGGUGUGUUCCCGAGAGCUUCUUUGAUCGCGUAACGCAAGGGUUACGCGGCGAUCUCGAGCAUGAGCGGAAUAGGCGUCUCCAAAUGGCGGACACUGUCUUGAAGCAUCGAGCUGAGUUUGCCUUUUCUCAGCUUGAGAACGAGAGAGCUCUGACGUCUCUGCGUGAUGAGCUAAGGGUAGCUCGUGGGAAUGUUGAUCGGUCUCGGGCUGAGAUAACCGCUCUUCAGACCCUUGUCGAUGCCCACCAUUGGGAGCACAAGACUCUCUGCGAGAUGCUUGAGCGCAAGGGCGUUCUUCAUCGGAAGAAACAGCGUACUGAUGGUACGGCUUAA